This is a messenger RNA of Gasterosteus aculeatus aculeatus (three-spined stickleback), 3367 nucleotides long. NCBI's taxonomy places the organism in Eukaryota, Metazoa, Chordata, Actinopteri, Perciformes, Gasterosteidae. The record is from RefSeq and is a predicted model, not a curated record.
AAGAAACCCCUCGAUACAAUCCACAAACCGAUCAUUGAAACGUGCAAAGAAUUAAAAUAAUUAAAACACGCACAUACAAAUCUUUAAUUAAAACAACUCUAACAGAAGUACCAUUUUCCGUGUUUCCCGUGGAAGUGAACGCAGCAUCAGACGCUGAGGAGCGGCUGCAGGUGAAACGGCACGCCUUUACCUUACCUGUCCACGCGCGCACUCGUGAAGCAGGCACCUGAAGACAUGCGGAAGUGAAGCGUGGAGCGGAACUGGCGACGACAUACACGUUCUUGGACAUGAACGGCGUGUGAUGGAGACACUGGGUGCUAGUGGGCAGCGGGAGGAGCACGUAGACGGCGUGCUGGUUGGAUGUAGCGUCACUUUUCUUUGAGAGACCUUCACGUGAACACCGGACCGACCUGCGACAUGUUCUUCAAGGAACAAAUGGAGCUGGGUGACAUAUGUCAUGACUGUCCGAGCACUGAGGCUUUACUUACUUCAAUGCCAACCCGCAAGACUUUUGAUUACGUUUUGGUGGCCCACAUUGUGGGCGAUGACACGGACCAGAAGACUGUCAAACAAAAAGCCUUCAUUCAACAGCUUGAGAAGAAAAACAUCACCGUCACACGGAUCGUCUAUGAUGACAAAAUGUUUUAUGGCCUCCGGGCUUCCAAUGACAUGUUAGAAAACUACCAGUACCUUCUGAAAGUCUCGGACUCCUGCAACUGGUGUGGCGAUUUAAGAGGCCACCACCCCCAAACGACCAGGAUCCGAAUCAUCCAUUUCAUCCUUGAGCAUACCUACAUCAACAAUGGAGAGAACCUAGAGGAACUGUUUAAGAAGGGUGUGUUUGAAACCAUGUUCUGCCUCCAUGAGCGAGAAGCCCGGAAUAAUCUGAAGAAAAAGUGGGCGCGCUGGUCGGCUCUCUGUAAAGGACAACCAAUCACCGACAUCCAGGGCUACUUUGGGGAGAAGGUGGCCUUGUACUACCUGUGGCUGGGCUGGUACACCAAGCUGCUGGUUCCAGCUGCUGCUGUGGGUGUUUUUGUGUUUUUGUACGGACUCGCCUUCUUUAACACCAACCCUCUCAUUAAGGAAGUGUGUCAGUCCAACAUCAUUAUGUGUCCUCGCUGUGAUAAGAGAUGUACGGUGUGGCAGCUGUCAGACACCUGCACCUACGCUAAGGUCAGCCACCUGUUUGACAAUGAGGGCACUGUGGCUUUUGCUAUGUUUAUGGCAAUCUGGGCCACUUUAUUCCUGGAGCUGUGGAAGAGAACCAGAUCCAGACAUGUUUCUCAGUGGAAGGUCUUUGACUGGUGUGAGGAAGAGGAGGAACUGAUUAUGGAAAUAGUCAAUGAUCCAAACUGCCAGCCGAAAAAGUUCAGACACUCCUACCUGCGCAGCACCGUGGUGCUCAUUCUGGUAACCCUCAUGCUGAUGCUGAUUAUUCUCCUCGCUCAAGCCCUGGUGGUGUUUCGAGUUGUGGCCGCCCCCCUAAUGUCUGAAGGCGGCUGGGAGUUUAUGAGGGACCAUGCAAACACUGUGGCUGUCAUGUUUGGAGCUGUGCUGCAUUAUCUCACCAUUCAGAUCAUUGACCAGGUCAACAGAUGGGUGUCCCUCAAACUGUGUGACGUAGAGAAGACCAACUCAUCUGCAGCCACAGAGAGGAGCUUCACGGUCAAGAUGUUUACCUUCCAGUUCUUCACUCUUUUCUCCUCACUCUUCUACGUGGCCUUCUUCCUGGGCAGGAUAAACGGCCGUCCAGGGGACUAUGCACGUAUUGCUGGAUGGAGACUGGAAGAGUGCCAUCCUAGUGGUUGUUUGACAGACCUCUUCAUCCAGAUGGCCAUCAUCAUGCUCCUCAAACAGACUCUCAACAACAUCUUUGAGUUCUCUGUGCCCUGGGUUAAGAACCGUCUGAGCAGAAACAAUGCAAAGAAGCUGCAGAGGAAGUGUGGUCAGCGUCAAAAGAAGGGCUGCCGUGAUAGUCAGCGUGCCGAACCGUGUCACACCUGCAACCUUCCGGACUGGGUGUCAAAUUACCAUCUGGACAACACAGACAACUUCAGUCUGUUCAAUGAGUUCUUGGAGAUGGUGGUCCAGUUCAGUUUCACCACCAUAUUUGUGGCAGCAUUCCCCCUCGCCCCCCUGCUGGCUCUCAUCAACAAUAUCUUUGAAAUACGUCUGGAUGCUAUCAAGAUGGUCCGCCUGGAGCGGCGGAUUGUUCCAAGGAAGACCAACGACAUCGGUGUGUGGACGAAGGUGCUGGAGGUGAUUGGCGUGUUAGCAGUGAUUGCUAACGGCCUGGUCAUCGGGGUCUCAUCGGACUUCAUUCCCCGCCUUGUCUACCGUUACCGUUAUGGCCCCUGUGCUAACGGAAGCAGUCUCACACACUGCAUGCAGGGCUACAUCAACGACACUUUGUCUACGGCUGUUGUGUCACAUGUGGCUGUUAGAAAUGACUUUCUCCCCAAUCAGAUGAUCACAGACAAGGGCUUCAACGUCACACAGUGCAGCUACAGAGACUACAGGAGUGAUGAGGACUACACACUGACUGCUCAGUUCUGGUUGGUUCUGGCUGUGCGCUUUGCCUUCGUCAUCUUGUUUGAGCACGUUGUGGUGAUGUGCAAGUUUAUAGCGGCCUGGUUUGUCCCUGACAAUCCUCUGCAGGUGAAAAAUGACCGGCUAAUGGACAAACUGGCCCGGCUGAAGCAUGAGCUACAGAAAAAACGUACCAAUGAAAGCAAGUCAACGGACGUCUGACCACAUACGCAUACAAUCUCCACUGAUGAGACCUGUUGUUGAAACACGGAAUGGACUUCACUAAACUUUAAUGUUGUGUGAGGUUUAUGUGUCAGGGUAUCAUUUGAUUUUUCUUUUAUUACUUGGUCAAUGUUAUACAAACAUCACGUAAUGUUUUUAUAUAUUAAAUUUUAGUAAAAAAAGUAUUGUCAGUUGACAAUCUGUAUAGGGUAUUGUUGUUCCUGAGAUCCGGGUCACAUCUAAUCUUGGUGAAGAACAUCAAUCAACUCCACGUUCAAUGUGUCCAGUCUGACUAGGGGUCUUUCCCAAUACACACACCCAACAUUCUUGAACCCUUACAGGUGUGUUCAUGCAUGUAUUAGACACUGUCACAUGCUAACUCUGCUCAGUGUAUCCCACAAUGCACCACGGUCUACUACUCCAACUCCUGUUGGCGGUAGGGGGACUACAGGCUGCCAGUUAGUUCAUGACUCGUUGCCUUCAGGUGGUAAUAUCAAUGCAACAUGAUAUUUUGUGUUCAAUAGACCCACUCCCUGAAGUGAACAUGAAAUGCCUGGACAUUUAUAAGAACCAAUAGAACACUGUUAAGAUUAAUAUAAAACACUUCAUGGAA